CAGAUGCAGCCCCGGCAGAUGCUACCACGGGACCCCCAGACCUGGGGGGCAAGCACAUGGAGACCAUGGAGCAGGAACAGUUUGUUAAGAAGCCAUCCUGGGUUGAGAUCAACUACCUGCUGAAAGUCACCUGCAUCCUGAUCAGCGUUUUCACGGAGCGUUCUGCCUUUUUUGGCAUGAAUGUCUUGCUGACCCUGUACUUCGUGAAAUUCCACCACUGGGAUGAGAACCUUUCCACGGCCAUCUACCACGCCUUCAUGGGCUCGUGCUAUUUGUUCACCAUCGUGGGAGCCAUCGUGGCCGACUCCUGGCUGGGGAAAUACAAGGCGACCGUGGUCUGGUACAUCCUAUACCUGCUGGGCUUCAUCUUCCUGUUGCUCAGCUCGCUGCCGUUCUCUUGGGGACAAGCCCUGCCCAAGCUCCUGAUCGGGGCGGGCCUGACCCUGAUCGCCUUCGGGGUCGGAGGCAUUAAGCCCUGCACCACCGCUUUCUUCGGAGAUCAAUUUCAGGAAGGACAUGUGGAAGUGAGAAGACAAUUCUUUGCUAUUUUGUAUUUUUUAAUCAACCUGGGUGUGUUGAUCUCCAUGUGUGUCACUCCACUGCUUACAAAAGACUUCGAGUGUUUCGGAAAGGACUGCUACGGGCUGGCGUUUGGGGCUAGUGGAGGCAUCUUGCUGUUUUCGUUCGUCAUCUUCGUGUCUGGGCAAAGCAGAUAUGUGAAAUCUCCUCCAGAAGGAAACAUGCUGGUCAAAGUCUGCAAAUGUAUCCAGGUGUGUGUGUCCACUGAGACUGUUGUGGCCUCUGGGGCCGGCACCCCCAACCUGUGGCUUCCGAGAGGUGCCGGGGGCCACGUCCGGGGUCAUGCCAGAGGCCGAGCUGUCCUCCCAUUCAGCCCCAGUCUGGGCUCAACAUGCCAGGAGUUUGCUCUCAGCAACCGGCUGAGGAAUCGUUCCAGCCAGAUUCCCAAGAGAGAACACUGGCUGGACUGGGCAACUGAGAAGUAUCCAAUGCAGCUGAUCGUGGAAGUGAAGGCGCUGAUGAGGAUGCUGGUCCUCUACAUCCCCCUCCCCAUGUUCUGGGCUCUGUUUGACCAGCAGGGCUCCCGCUGGACGCUGCAGGCCACUAGGAUGGACGGCAAUGUGGGUCUGUUUGUGAUUAGGCCCGAUCAGGUCCAGAUUCUCAAUCCCUUUAUGAUUCUCAUCCUGGUCCCGAUGUUUGAGCUGGGCAUCUACCCUCUGGUCAAGCUGUGUAAAAUCAACUUGACGCCCAUCAGGAAGAUGGUGAUCGGCAUGGUCCUGGCAGCCCUGGCCUUCAUGUUGGCAGCCGCUAUCGAGAUCCAAAUGCAUGAAAUCACUGAAGAGAUGCCGUUGGAGUCUCGCAAAAGCUACGUGCAGAUACUUAACCUGGCAAGGAAUGAGGUGCUGGUAACAAUGGAGCAAGGAGGGCAAGAUUCUCUGAUCUCUGAGCCCAUCGGGGCAUUCCAGAAAUCAUCGUACUACUACAAGCUGCAUCUGGAGGAAGAGCACCAGAAUCUACGCUUCGUAGUGGAGUCCCAAGGUGCCACCACCGACAAGUACUACGACAUCACGGAGAGGAUGUGGUACAGCCUGGUCAUUUACACAGCUGGCACCAACAUCUCCAACCUCCUGUUGGAGGAAAUGAGCACCAAACCGGCCAAUGGACUGGCAGCCGUGAGGUUCGUGAACACGAUGAAGAGAGACAUCUACAUCUUCCUGGGCAGCGGUGACACCCUUCGGGUUGGCAAGAAUUACAAGUUUUCUGACUACCAGACCCUGGAUAGAGGAGAGUACAACCAGGUGAGGUGCAAGACUUGGUCCGGAGCUUGCACGUUGGACUUGGGCCUGCUCGACUUUGGCGCCGUCUACACUGUGUUCAUCCUGUGGAGUUCCAGAAGCAACUUACGGGUCUGGAAAAUCAACACCAUACCUCCCAACCACUUGUCAAUGCUGUGGCAGGUUCCUCAGUAUGUGCUCAUCACCGCCGGCGAGGUCAUGUUCUGUGUCACCAGCUUUGACUUCUCCUACGCUGAGGCACCCGCCAGCAUGAAGUCAGUGCUGCAGUCAAUUGCCAUGAUGACGGUGGCACUGGGGAAUGUCAUCGUGCUAAUCAUUGCUGAAGUGGGACACCUGGUGCAGUGGGCUGAGUUCCUCCUGUUCGCCUGUCUCCUGCUGGGUGUAUGUAUCGUGUUCUCCAUCAUGGGCUACUACUACGUACCCUGGGCCAAAGCCCAGCAGAUAGUCCGAGAGGAGCAGGAGCAGCAGGCAAAGCAGGAGAAGCAGCAGCAGCAGUGGGAACAGCAGCAGAAGCGGCAGUGGGAGCAGCAGCAGCAGCGGCGGCCCUUGAUCAUGGUGGGGCCGCUCCCGGCUUUCCCCCAUCCAGCUGAGGACACCGGCUCAGACACGGGCCCUGGGAAGUCCCACUGGGAGAGGAUAGAGACCCUGGACGUGGCUGUCCCUCCAUCCAACGCCCAGGCCCCUGCUCUCCACACCCAUCUGUGGGUGGUUGCCCCUUGA
Molecule: messenger RNA, 2534 nt
Organism: Tachyglossus aculeatus (Australian echidna)
Lineage: Eukaryota; Metazoa; Chordata; Mammalia; Monotremata; Tachyglossidae
Product: solute carrier family 15 member 2-like
Exons: 24
Coding region: 57-2534 (825 amino acids)
Biological process (GO): transmembrane transport
Cellular component (GO): membrane
Molecular function (GO): dipeptide transmembrane transporter activity
Source: RefSeq, a predicted model, not a curated record